GUGUCAAAUUCUCUUGACUUUAAUGGAUUAUUAUCGUGUUAAUGCAGUGAAACAAUACAUAGUAUCACUAGCAAGCAAUCAUAUUUUUCUUUAAUUUGUAAAGAAUGGUAAACUGUAAGCUAAAUCAAAUAUUUCUUGGAGAAGUUGCAUCCAUACAAAAUUACGGGGCUUUCGUUAGAAUACCCGGCUGUGCAUCCCAAGGAUUGAUACACAAAUCACAGGUUAGCUCUGCUCAUGUCGAAAAUGUUGCAGAAGUUUUGCAAAGAGGAGAACGAGUCUGGUGUAAAGUUAUUUCUGUGGGCGAUGAUGGUAAAGUAGGAUUAUCAAUGAAAUAUGUUAAUCAAGGGAAUGGCACAGACUUAGAUCCCAAUGGGGUAGAUUUACAAAGAGAUAUACAAAAGAAAAAAACCAUUGGGAAGUACGAACGUAAAGCUAUACAUUUAGAAGCAGUUCUUAAUACAACAUGCACAAAAUGUGGAACAGUGGGCCAUUUAUCUAAUGAUUGCUUUAUGUCCCCUGAUGGAAAGAAAUACGAAUUGAUUCCAGAGAAUGAAGAAGUUGUCCCCUUGCAAAGUGAAGAAAAUGAAAAAGAAAAAAAACAUAAACAAAAAAAGCUAAAGAAAAAACGCAAAGCUAAAAAACAUAAGCAAAACACAGAUGAUAGUGGUUCAGAUGAGAAAGAAGUGAUCAAGAAAAAGAAGAAGAAACAUUCCAAAGAUCAGAAAAAGAAGAAGAAAAGGAAAUAUGAUAGCUCCUUCAGUGACGAAAGUUCUGAUGACAGUUCUUCUAGUCAUGAUGUAAAAGCUCAUAAACAAAAACAAUUUGAAAGUUCAGAAAAACGAGCAAAGAAAUGUAAACACUCAAAGAGUAAAUAUCCAGACCGAUGA
Messenger RNA from Dufourea novaeangliae, 887 nucleotides. Its product is annotated as nucleolar protein of 40 kDa-like. The record is from RefSeq and is a predicted model, not a curated record. Gene Ontology annotation, biological process: RNA stabilization. The coding region runs from base 105 to 887 and encodes 260 amino acids. Gene Ontology annotation, molecular function: RNA binding; zinc ion binding. NCBI's taxonomy places the organism in Eukaryota, Metazoa, Arthropoda, Insecta, Hymenoptera, Halictidae. The transcript has 2 exons.